AUGUCUGGUUCAAAAGAGUCAUUGGAGAAGAACCCCCUGCGGUUCUGGCUCGAGGGGGGAAAGGUCACAAAGCUCUGCCCACAGGAGGCUGAGCAGGUGUGGACCCUCAACAUCAAGAGGUCCAUUCUGAGCAUGUUCCAGACCUCGCACUCGGGACGAGCCAGGGAGACAAUCAGAGAGACUGAUGUGUAUGGGACAUGUAUGAGCUCUUAUGAGCAGAGGGGACCAUCGCUGGUGAAGAGCAGAAACCUCCAGCAGUGCCUCAGUGACAGAAUCGAUCAGUUUUGGAAGCACUCUGUUCCCCUGAAGGAUGGCAUGACUGUGAGUGCCGGGCUCACAUGCAUCCAGCUCAAUGAUGGAACAAUGCUGAAGAAGGUCAACUGUACAGAAACAGUGUCACUGGUUCCCCUGCCAGGCCUCUUAGAAGUAACAGAAACUAAAACCAUUUUAAGCCUAACUCUCCUGAGAACCCUUGAAGUGAUUCCAUCAGAUUUGGUGCAGAACACUGGUUACUUGACCAGUAUUGUGUUUGAGGCUGAAGGCCAGAUCUCAGGCAGGCAUGGUGGACCAUCAGUUCAAGAGGUUUCCAAUACAAUGAGGAGGUUGUGUGCUCACCUCGCAAAUCAGCAACAGCAAUCAGAGCUUCUCCUGAAUCUGGUGCUCCAGUUGAGAACCUUGUCGGCCCAUCAGUUGAGAGACUUGUGGCAUGAGGCCUCCUUCAAAUGUCGAGACGACUGGCAGCCCCUUCUAGAUACUCUGUCAGCCUGUGGAACUGAGGAUUGCAUCCUUGUCACUACAGACCUCAUAAUCAACAAAGAAGUGGACCAGGAACAAAUCCUACCUCUCCUCAAAACUAUCAGUUUUGCUUCCCAUCCUACUUCAUCCAUGAUUAGCCACCUUAGUGCCUUGCUGCAGAUACCUCUUAUUCGUCCAAAAGCACUGCUGGUUAUGUCUUCACUGGUCCACGGUCUUUGUCAACAGGAACAGGGUCCAUGUAACGAAAUCUCUGAAGUCCAACAGUUGGUCCAUGUUCUGAAUCAGAGUCUUGAUGCAGGAUGUGAAGUGGAUGAUCAUUUGCAGAUCACAGAGCUGCUGCAUGUGUUGAAAGCAGUGGAAAACGCAGGAGCGGCUGCAUCAGAUCUCCUCCCCAAACUGAACCGCUGUGUGCAGAAUCAGUCUGUGCCUCUGGAGCUUCGGCUGGCAGCUGUACGAGCAUUCAGGAGAAUCCCAUGCCAUCAUGACAGGACAACUCUUGCUCGGGCAUUUCAAAGCCAGCAGGAGAAUGUGGAGGUCAGAAUUGCAGCAUAUCAGCAGCUCAUGCACUGUCCAAACCAGGAGAUUUUCACAAUUGUGAAAACAGCUUUAAGCAUUGAGAAGUCUAGUCAAGUUGGGUCAUUUGUUUGGAGUCACCUUUUCAAUAUCCAGAAAACAGAAGAUCCACUGAAAAAAGAGCUGAUGGAGUCACUGCCAGACGAUAUCAUAAGUAAAGACUUUGAAGCGGAACCAUGGAAAUAUUCCUCACAUAUGGACUAUACAGUGGACACAGGAGUGGCUGCUGCUAACAUCGAGGGAGCUGUAGUUUUCUCCCCUGAAUCUUUUGUUCCACGUUAUGCUAUGGCAAAUCUAACAGUUCACGUCCUAGGCAGAGCAUUCAAUCUUCUGGAGAUUAGCCUAAGAAUGGAAAACCUAGAGCCUGUUCUGAAGAAAAUCUUUGAGGCUGAACAGUCCAGACCUAAGGGUCAAACAGACUCUGUGAGGCAUGAACAGAAAGGACCAAUCAGAGACGAGGAUCCAGAAGGCAGUGAUGGCUGUCAGGCCACAGGUUUGACUUCCAUCAAGACUAAGUUCACAGAGCACAGGAAAAGAGAUAGUAGGUUCCGAUGUUGGAUGAAUGUGAAGAUGUUUGGCCACGACCUCACCUUUAUGACCUGUGAUGAUGUCCAUGCGUAUCAGAGAAAGCUGUCACUUAGUACAGCUGGUGUUGUUGUCAAGUUGUUAAAGGGUCAAGAGGUUAAAAUCAGUCACAGGCCUAUCGUUCUGGCAGAGGAACUGGUUUUGCCAUCUCUCUCUGGAUUACCCAUGAGGCUAAGCAUCAACAUGUCCACUCUGUUCUCCGUCCGAAUUAAAGGCAUUGCUAACUUUAAGAAUUGGUCCCAUUUCUCACUGGCGGGCUAUGUCAAACCAAAUGCACUGGUUGCUGUCUCCGUGAGGGCUGGAGUGGAUGGAGCAUUUGGUCGUGUGGGAUUAGAGUGGGUCACUCAACUCAAAACCUCCACCAGUUUGGAUGGAGCUGUAUAUCUGCACCAUGGACAGAGCCUGAAGGUGGUUCUCAAUACUCCAGAAGAUGUCAUGGAUGUACUGACCUUCAGCUCCAGAAUGUACCGUGUGAGUGGGGAAAGUAAAGAGGAGCUCAUAGCUACAAGAAAUCUCAAGGAGACGAACACUUGCACUCCUAAAGCAUGGUCUAAGAUGGUUGGAUGGCAGUUGUGCUCUGAUGUCAUUUAUCCUUUGACACUGAUGGGAAAAGGCUUCCCACCGCUAGACCCCAUUCUUUUUACUCUCAGACUCCAAAAACUAGACAAAGGUCUCAACCAGUACCUCUUGGAGGCAGCCUAUACCUUGGUACCCCAGCGUAAUUCCUGGAUGCCACUGGAAGCCACUCUGCUUCUCUUUCUUGGCACACCACAAUCCACUAUCCCCAGAGAUGUGUCCCUGGAUGUCAAUCUCAGUCCAAAAAGACUGAUUCUGAAAAUAACACAUCCUCUAAAAACCAUUCACAUUCAAGCACAGCUUGAAGAAUUAAACAAUCAACAUUCAGGCAGAAUCGAACUACUGAUAGACAACAUCCACCAUUAUUUUAUCAAGGGACUACUGGAGACAGUGAAUCUUGCUUCAGAGACGAGAGCCCACUUUCAUCUUGAUGCCAAAGUAGUAGCAGAUGGGCAUCCAUUCUCCCUCUCAGUCAACACCACACAUGCUCGCAGCAGGAAGUUCAUAAUACAGGCCUUACUUAAAAAUGUCUUCAAUAAGGACACAUCGCUCUCAGUGCAGCUUGAGAAAAGUCUGGAUGAUAGCCAGAGACUUUAUUCUAUAGAUGCCGGGUUUCUUUUGCCUAGUGCUGUCAGCAUCAGAGCUCUUGGGUUACUGAAGCAAAGGGGCUCAGAGUGGAGCUCUGCUGUCAGGGUCAGGUACGGUGUACAAGGUAAGUGA
This is a messenger RNA of Carassius gibelio (silver crucian carp), 3210 nucleotides long. Its product is annotated as apolipophorins-like. The coding region runs from base 1 to 3210 and encodes 1069 amino acids. The record is from RefSeq and is a predicted model, not a curated record. The transcript has 22 exons. Gene Ontology annotation, molecular function: lipid carrier activity. NCBI's taxonomy places the organism in Eukaryota, Metazoa, Chordata, Actinopteri, Cypriniformes, Cyprinidae. Gene Ontology annotation, biological process: lipid transport.